AUGGCUACCUCUACUUAUGAUUAUUUUUGGCAAUUAGCAUCAUUGGAUGCUGAAGAACGUCUGAUAGCAGCUAACGGACUAAUUACUCAUUUACAUAAAUUAUAUCAGGAAUUUAUAAGUUCCAAUAAAAAUUUAUCUAAAAUUAAUGAUACCAAAGAUUUCUUGGGAGGACUUGCUAGUCCGCGAGCAGCAGCUCGGCAUGGUUUUGCUUUAGCAUUUACAGAGCUUCUUGCCAGUUUUGAGUUCUUUACAUUCAAAAUGAUUCUUCCAUUAAUUGAUGAUGCCUGUCCAAUAUCUUCUUCGAAGGAUAAGGAAGGAUCUGAUGUAAUUUUUGGACGUGUUUUCGGCUUCGCGUCAGUCGUAAGAUCAGGUAUUCUUUGGCGUAAAGCAUCGUCCUACGAUGACUAUUGCGAAGUGAUCAAUGGUUUACUGGCUUGUGCAAAUAGUAAACCAUAUGUUAGGGAAACAUGCUAUCAAGUUAUUAUUUCAACCAUACCUUUAUUGAAGGAAACAACAUUUGAGGAGAAGGCUAUUUCUCACCUUAUAACGGUUAUGAAUGAACGCAGUGGCGUGAGUGGUAUCAAUAACCCUGACGAUAUUAAUUUGGCUAUUGCUAUUGAAGCACAAUAUCCGGAUAUAAUACAAAGCAGUCAAUGGAUACGAGUUGUGGUUCAUAAUGGCGAUUCAUGUAUAGCGAAAUGGUACAAACCUCAUAUACUUCAUCCCGAAAAUUUAAAAAAGUUGGCAGAAGCUAUUCAGGCAAAGUCCAGUCAAUCUGCAGCUGAAAUUCAGCAGAAUCAAGAAAAUCGUAUUCAUUCUGUUUGGAAUACGAUUAUUCUUUGGCUUAUUUCUCCCCCCACCGAUAAACUUAGAAAACAAACAGUUGCUUUUGAAGAAUUUUGGAAGACGGCUGUUGAUGAAUGUCUUUUUGAUGAUGAUGCUACAUAUCAACGUAAAUUCUGGGGAUUUCAAUUAACUGAGAAGGCUCUUCAAAUAUGUCCGGAAGACAAAUUUUCUUCCUUAUUCACUUUUAACUUAAUGCGAACUUUGAUAAAUCAUUCCUACGAGAAAAACCGUUAUUUGCAUGAAGCUGCAAUGCACCUGUUAAAGAUUAUUGAGCAAGUCGCCGAGGAAAACCAGAGAAAGGCCUUGGUUAUUGUUAAAAAAUUUUUAGGUCAAAAUUGUGAUCGAGAUUUUGACAAAGUUAGCAAGACUUACACCGUCAGGAACAUAUUCCAUGUUAUUAACAAUAGUACAAUUGAGGAAUACGUUUUAUUUUUGAAAAAUAUUUUCUUACGACCUGACGAAUACUUGUUAAGUGAUAACGAUGUAACAAUACAACGACGUCAAUGGAUUAUAAACCAUUUAUAUUCACUUUUAAAAAAUCCUCACAUUAAUCGUCAUGAAGGCUGGUUAAGUCUAGUUUUAGAUCUUUUUCUUAUUUAUGGAUUUUACACAGCCAAAGAUUCAUUAUUAGAUGAUUUUUCAAAGGAUAAUAAGGCUACACAAGAGUGUUGUCGGUUAAGAUUUUUUCAUGCUCUUGGCGAGUUAAGUGCUUUUCGUUAUUUACUAAGUGAUGAUAAAACGGAGAAACCUAUACGUACUCGUAGUGGUUUUAUGAAAAAUGGUCAAACAUGGGCUUAUUAUGCUGUGUCUUUGAUGAAUAGAUUUGAUAACGACACUCAACUCGAGCCUUUAAUCAUUUUGAGCGAUGAAGCGCAGCAAUUGAAAAGCACAGUACUAAAACUGCUACACACAAUUAUAGACAAG
Messenger RNA from Funneliformis geosporum, 1770 nucleotides. The record is from the annotation of a GenBank genome assembly. Lineage: Eukaryota; Fungi; Glomeromycota; Glomeromycetes; Glomerales; Glomeraceae.